ACCAUUAUUUUUUUUUCAAUCUUUACCAUUGCCAUUCUGUAAUUUUUCUACCAGUGUAUUGUUUGAUGCUAUACAGAUAACAUUACUCCUUGCCUAAGCUGUGCUGAAAACCACUAUAGCUUCGCUGCUCCAAGUGAAGUAAAAAGAGGAAUAGAAAGUUCAGAAGGGGAGAAGCUAUUUUGGUCCAAGAAAAGUGAUAUCUGAAGCCAGGGAGGUUAGGGGCAAAGGGAGAACUUGAAGUUCUCCAGUGCAAGAUGCUAUGCCAUGAGCUAUGGUUUAGAAAUGACAGUGACUGAAUCAGAACAACAGGCCAACCUGUUGUGUGGCCUGUUGACGUGAUUCACACAAUAUCUUAAAUGACCAUGAGUGAUGUACAUGACAUCAUUUUUCUCUCGUCUUGCACACCUUAGUCAUUUUCAUUGAAUCUUUCAGGCUGUAUGAACCUGAAGCUGUUACCUUUAACUUCCCAUUAACUGCAAGUAAGGUUUCAACUUACAGCUUUUUUUUAAUCUAGCUAUUCCAGAUUUGUACAACGUACUUAAACUUUGAAAAGUUUAAUUAACAAGCUGAGCAAGACAAGUUUAAGUUGAUGGUGGUUUUGUUUAUGCUGAUCUGGGUUAUUACAUGUAUUGUGGGAAAUGCUGCAUAUCAACCCAGUUCCUAAUAGCCAAGUGGUGUUUAUACAGCAUGCAUGAUUCCAAAGAUUGAUUUAUUCAACAGAAUAUUUUAUAUUGACUAAAUGUGAUUAGACACACAAGGAAUUUGUUUCUGGUGCAUAAGCUGUAUGAGCAAUAAAAUAAUAAAUCAUAAAUCAUAAGAUACAAUCAUAAAUCAUAAGAUACAACCGUCAAAGUAAUAGCUAUAAGGUAACAAUAGGGGUAGGUAACAGGAAAGGUGAGAUGGAUAAUAGUAAUAUAGCCAUACUACAUGGGUAAAUAUCCUUAGGCAUAAGAUAGUGCUGGGGGAAUUAGGUAUUUAGUAGAAUGAUGGCAGGGGAUGAAAUUGACUUUGGGUCUUGUUGUUUUGGCAUGCAAUGCCCUAUAGCAUCAUCCGGAGGGGAGGAGUUGAAAAUGUUUAUGUCCAGGAUGUAGAUCUGUAGAUAACUGUAUCUUCAAUACUUGUGGAUACGUGUAAAUAUCUGUAGAUAUUUUCUCAGCCCUCUUUCUGUGUUGCUUGUGCAGUAUAGAGAUCCCCAAUGGAAGGCAGGCUGGUUGCAGGUUUUUUUCCCAUGCAGUCCUAACUAUCCAUUGAAGUCUAUACCUGUUCUGUGGUAGCAGCAGUAGAAUUUUUAAAAACCAGCUAAACUUGUAAGUUUACAAUGUAUGUUUGAUUUGAGAGAAUAUUACAGAUUUGAUUUAAUUUCUAAAGUAAUGUUGUAUGGAUCAAAUAUUUUUCUCUGGGCACUAUAUUUCAUGACAGGGAUGGCACUCCAGUGAAAAACUGAUCAGAAACAGAAAAGGAUCCUGGAGGAAUUUCAUAAGGAAGAAGAAAGGCUUUCAGAUCAUUUAAAUGUCUUCAGAAGACAAAGAAUCUCAGGAGGAUGAACUUCUUGCUUUGGCAAGUAUUUACGAUGAAGAUGAAUUCAAGAGAGCACAAGAUGUGCAAGGAGGAGAAACUCGAAUCUCCGUGGAUGUGCCUCAGAAUUUCAGAGUGUAUCUGAGCGGCAACUUCACAGAGACUCUUGAAAACAGCAAACUUGAAUAUACAGUAAGCUUUCUGCCUCCAGUAGUGCUGAACUUUGAAUUCCCAGCAGACUAUCCUUCAACUUCCCCACCUCUGUUCACUCUCACUUGCAAGUGGCUCUCUCAGGCUCAGCUCACUGCACUUUGCAGGCACUUAGAUAAUUUAUGGGAAGAAAACAGAGGUUCUGUGGUCCUGUUUGCCUGGAUGCAAUUUCUCAAAGAAGAAACACUUGCCUAUCUGAAUAUAACUUCCCCGUUUGAACCGGAGAUAACCAAGCAAGAAAAACAGCCAAAGGAAGAGGAUGGUUGCCAUGACAUCAAAAAUUCUGCAUCCACACAUAGAGAAUCCUCUGAUACAAGCACUGUAGAGGAUAUUGAGUCUUUGUCAAUCCUGAUUAAGGAAAUUUUAGACUUUGAUCAGUCUCAAAAAGAGAAGAAUUUUAACUGUAAAAUGUUCACGUGCAAUAUUUGUUUUUCGGUAAAACAGGGAAGCGAAUGUAUGGACUUUAAAGACUGCAGGCAUGUGUACUGCAAGAUUUGCUUGAAGAACUACUUUGAAAUUCAAAUCAAAGAUGGACAGGUCCAUUGCCUGAAUUGUCCAGAACCAGAAUGUUCAUCUGUUGCCAUUCCUGGGCAGGUGAAAGAGCUGGUGGAAGAGAAGCUAUUUGCACUUUACGAUCGCCUGCUGCUUCAGUCAAGUUUGGAUUUGAUGGCAGAUGUAGUGUAUUGCCCACGCCCAAGCUGCCAAACCCCGGUGAUGCAGGAUCCUUCUUGUACUAUGGGCAUCUGUUCACAAUGUAAUUACGCAUUCUGCACUUUGUGUAAAAUGACCUAUCAUGGAGUUUCUCCCUGUAAAGUCACUGCAGAGAAGCUAGCAGAUUUACGCAAUGAAUAUCUUCAAGCAGACGAAGCCACAAAACGAUUUUUGGAGCAACGCUAUGGCAAAAGAGUUAUUCAAAAGGCUUUAGAGGAGAUGGAAAGUAAAAAAUGGCUAGAAAACAAUUCCAAAUCAUGUCCUUGCUGUGCAACACCUAUUGAGAAGUUAAAUGGCUGUAACAGGAUGAGGUGCACUGCUUGCAUGCAAUAUUUCUGUUGGCUUUGUAUGGGUGUUUUAUCCAGGAUAAAUCCAUACCAGCACUUUAGUGAUCCAGGCUCACCAUGUUUUAACUUGCUGUUUCAAGCUAUGGAAAUUGAGGAUUAAUUUUGGAAUGAAGAGAAUGAUUAAUCUUUAACCAGGAUCAAAAAAGCUAAAGAAGUGAAAAUGUAUCAUGCAUGUUCAAGUUACUUUGAUUAUCGAUAGAUGAGACACAGAAAUCAGCUCAGACCGUCUAGAAAACUGCUUUUGUUUGCUACCACUAAUUUCAUGGAUGUUAUCUUUUAAUUUAAUUUUCAAAAGCACUGAACAUUUAAACAAGCACAUUAAAAUUUCACAAUGUGCUCCUUUUUCAAGUUAGCACUAUUAUGACUAAAACUGUUCCAAGAACAACAGCAGUGGAAUGUAAGCAGUUGUUUGCUGUCCUUGUCCAAGGAGCAAAGUAUAAGGUUAAAAAACCUGUGAUUUCUUCAGGUCCUACAAUUCUUAACACUUUAUCCUGUUAGCAUGGAGAAUGAUGCAACCUGAGAGUCUCUUGGAUAUGGCUUAUCCUGACAUGGAUGGAAAAUGGAUUUUAAAAAUCAAGAUUUAAUAAAGAAGACGAUGACAGUAGGUUCAAAUAAUAGGCCUGUACUUUGAGGCUUCUACAGCACCCUAUUGCAUUUGUGGGCAAAAUGCUGGUCUUCUGGCCUUAAUUAGUUUGUCUGAUAAAUAAUAGAUAUCUGCAAAUGGUUGCCUUUAGCCAUAACAGUAAUUUUGUAUCUAUCCUUCAGUUUUCACAAAAUAAACUACUGCUGGAACCUGUUGGCAGGUCAGUCCAUUGUAUGAUCAUAUCUCUGGUUGAUAAGUUGUUUGCUCCAUUCAAAUUUGCAAAUAAAUAAAUAAAUAAAUAA
Molecule: messenger RNA, 3668 nt
Organism: Thamnophis sirtalis
Lineage: Eukaryota; Metazoa; Chordata; Lepidosauria; Squamata; Natricidae
Gene: RNF14
Product: ring finger protein 14
Biological process (GO): protein ubiquitination
Molecular function (GO): protein binding; zinc ion binding; ubiquitin-protein transferase activity
Source: RefSeq, a predicted model, not a curated record